ACCAGCAGCUCUCUCUCUCUCUCUCUCUCUCUCUCUCUCUCUCUCUCUCUCUCUCUCUCUCUCUCUCUCUCUCUCUCUCUCUCUCUCUUUCUCCGCACACACUCUCCGGCACCGGGGUUUUACGCGCGCGCGCACCGGGGAGGGGGGACUACAUGUAGUCGGUAACCGGAGCGCACGGUGGGAGACUUGUCGUCGGCUUCCUCUGCGCCAUGGAGGACUGCUGCUCCCCGGAAAGCGAGAGGAUGGAAGCGUGGCUGGACGACCACUUGGAGUUCACCCACUCCUACUUCAUCAGGAAGGCGUCAAGGGAGAUGGUGAAUGCCUGGUUCGCUGAGCGCGUCCACACCAUCCAGCCAUCAGCCUCCAAAGAAACUCCUGCUCAGCAGCGGCCCAGCCAGUCGUCCACAGACCCUGGCCCCCCCUCUGCCUCCACCAUCCUCCCACCCACGCUCCUUUUGGAUAAUCGCUGCCCUUCCCCGGCCACGGCCCCCAGCCCGGCCCCCGGCACCCCGACCCGCAAGAUCUCAGCAUCAGAGUUCGACCGCCCGCUCAGACCCAUCGUGGUGAAGGACUCCGAGGGCUCCCUGACGUUUCUGAGCGACGCUGACCGUGAGACUGUCUCUCUCCGAGGUCCGGUGAUGGGCGAGGGUGGUGUUGUGGUGGGCAGCGGAAGCGGAUGCAGAGGGGCGGGCAGCGGAGGUGACCGCUGCGCCAGGCUGCUGGAGCUGGUGAAGGACGUGUCGAGUCACCUGGACGUGACAGCACUCUGCCACAAGAUCUUCCUCCACAUCAACGAGCUGAUCGCUGCAGACCGCUACUCGCUGUUCCUGGUGGGUGAAGACAGCUCCAACCGGAAGUUCUUGGUCAGCCGGCUGUUCGACGUGGCCGAGGGAACCACACUGGAGGAAUCCUCCAGUAGCUGCAUCAAGCUGGAGUGGAACAAGGGCAUCGUGGGACACGUCGCCGCAACGGGUCAGCCACUCAACAUCAAGAACGCGUACGAGGACCCGAGGUUCAAUGCUGAGGUCGACCUGAUCACAGGUUACAAAACCCACAGCAUCCUGUGUCUGCCCAUCAAGAACCACAGAGAUGAGGUCGUCGGAGUGGCUCAGGCUAUCAACAAGAAGAGUGGGGAGGAUGGUGCCUUCACUGAACAGGAUGAAAAGGACUUCUCAGCCUAUUUGGCCUUUUCAGGCAUCGUCCUGCACAACGCUCAGCUCUACGAGACGUCGCAGCUGGAGAACCGACGCAAUCAGGUGCUGUUGGAUUUGGCCAGUCUGAUCUUCGAGGAGCAGCAGUGUCUUGAGGUCUUACUGAAGAAGAUUGCAGGAACCAUCUUGUCCUUCAUGCAGGCCCAUGCCUGUACCGUCUUCACUGCGGACGAGGACUCAAUGAACUCCUUCUCUAGCGUCUUUCACAUGGAGUACGAGGAGCUGGGUGAAGUCCUAGAUGCUCCCAAAAGGGACUGUGAUGUCAGUCAGAUCAACUACAUGUACGCCCAGUACGUCCAAAACACAAUGCAGCCACUCAACAUCGUAGACGUCACCAAGGACCAACGCUUCCCCUGGACGAGUGAAAACCCAGAUCACAACAGCAACCAGAUAAAGAGUUUGCUCUGCACUCCCAUCAGGAAUGCCAAGAAGGACAAAGUCAUAGGUGUAUGUCAGUUGGCGAACAAGAUGGAUGAAGCGUCGGGCAGCGUCAGGGCCUUCAACAGGAACGACGAGCAGUUCCUGGAGGCAUUCGCCAUCUUCUGUGGUCUCGGCAUCCAGAACACACAGAUGUACGAGACCGUGGAGAGAGCCAUGGCGAAGCAGGAGGUCACACUGGAGGUUCUGUCGUAUCACGCCUCCGCCACAGAGGAAGAGUCGCGGGAACUGCAGGUAACAGCGGUAGCCACAAUACCGUCUGCCCAGUCCCUGCGUCUCAUGGACUUCAGCUUCAGCGACUUCGACUUGUCGGACACGGAAACCACGUGGGGUACCAUCCGCAUGUUCGUUGACCUCAACCUGGUCCAGACCUUCCAGAUGAAGUACACGAGUAUAUGCCAGUGGGUUCUGAGUGUGAAGAAGAACUACAGGAAGAAUGUGGCCUAUCACAACUGGAGGCAUGCCUUCAACACGGCCCAGUGCAUGUUUGCCCUCCUCAAGUCAGGACGCCUACAGAAUAAGCUGAGUGAUCUGGAGGUCUUGGCUCUGAUGAUUGCGACUCUCAGCCACGACCUGGACCACAGAGGAGUCAACAACUCCUACAUACAGAGGAGCGACCACCCACUGGCCCAGCUCUACUGCCACUCCACCAUGGAGCACCACCACUUCGACCAGUGCCUCAUGAUCCUCAACAGCCCAGGAAACCAGAUCCUAAGCGGCCUCUCCCUGGACGAGUACAAGGCCACUCUGAAGAUGAUCGAGAGGGCUAUUCUGGCCACCGACCUGGCCCUGUACAUGAAGAGGCGAGGGGAGUUCUUUGAGCUCACCAAGAACAGCCAGUUUGUUUGGGAGGACGAAGAUCACAGAGAUUUACUGAGGUCAAUGCUGAUGACUGCAUGUGACAUCUCGGCCAUCACCAAGCCCUGGCCGGUGCAGAAAAGGAUUGCAGAGCUGGUGGCCACUGAGUUCUUUGAACAGGGGGAUAAGGAGAGGCACGAGCUAAACAUUGAACCGAUUGACCUGAUGAAUCGUGAGAAAAGAGAUAAGAUACCCAGCAUGCAAGUGUCCUUCAUUGAUGCCAUUUGCAUUCAACUAUAUGAGACUUUGGCUGGCAUGUCCGAGUGUUGCUCCCCCCUGUUGGAAGGAUGCCAGAAAAACCGGCAGCAUUGGAAGCGUUUGUCUGAGGAGCGCGAGAAGGAACCGGUCAACGGCUUGGUGUGAUCCCGAAGCCAGUUCGGCUUUUCAACCUACAUUAAUUUCCAGGGCUUUCCCUGUUCAACCUGGUCUCACAAAGUUUCAUGAAAUUAGCAUGAUUAUACAUACAUACACAUGAAAGAUCAAAUAUCCUUCGUGAAUGGAAAGUGACUUAACAUUUUUUAGAUUAUGUUGUGGUGAAAGAAAAAGGGCAGAGACUUUCAUGUGUUCUGUCUACUUAGUUAUUUUCAUAGGUAUGUCCAUCCUUCCAUUUUGCAAUAAUGAGGUUUCACUCACCAAGUCUGUCACUCGGAUCUGGGAAUACAACAUACCAAAUGGGGAAGGCAGCUGGCACUGGUGCUAUCUUGGUUCAUUAGGGAAAUACAGAAUCAGUAUACAUUAAGAACUUACCUGGUAGAGAUACAGUUACUCACUCCUCAGAGACCUCUCGUUUUUGUUCUGUGUGUAUAGAAGUUGAUUCGCACAACUCCAGGUGUACACACGGCGACAACGUGUUUGUCCUCCAUUCCCGAUCUUUGACGUCAUAACACAGCAUCACGCAAAUCUUCUGAUCAAGAUGUUUGGCUCAUAUACAUGAAUAGACUUCUUUUUACAUUGGCCAGCACAAUUUCACAGCUAGGAAAUAUUUGCUAAGCAUUUUGUCUGAAAACACUAUGAUUAUAAUCAUCAAAAAUAUUUUCAUAGAACAUAUAUAAAGGUAGCACACGUAUCUUGUAAAUAUUACACACUUUGUGUAAUUUACUGUCUUUCAACGUUGACCCCUGUGGUAAAAGUGAGGCUAGCUUAAUUAGCUCAACAUUAUUGAUUACCCAUUGACUGCCGACCCCAUAGGCAGAUUCAAAUCAGAAGUGUGGGAACAUUUUGGUCAUAUUCCAAAAUUUUUGAGUAUUUAGACAUCAAAUACUGUAUUGCCACACAAGGUGACACUGUUGUCCAUAGAGCCUGACUGCAGACGGCCCAUGUUUUCUUCCCAGAUCUCAACUUUACUGAGUGCAUAUAAGAUAUGGUCCGACCUAUGAAAAUAAUGUAAUACCCCUUGUUCAAUACAUCUUACAAAUUCUUCAUUCAGCUUCAGGCAGCCGUCAAACUCUCACGUGAGCACGACAUGCUUCAUUUCCUCAAGCUUUGUGAGACCUCCCUUCUUGUUGUCACUAUUCACUCACCAGAGACAAUAACAGUCAGCACUAAGCUAUAUUUAUUACAAUAGCCAUUUUUAUUUUUGCACAGAGUGGCUUUCAUCUUGAAGUCUCACACACACUAUCUCUCACGGGUAGUGAACCUUAGCAGCGCACUGAAUGGUGCGACAUGGAUCCUCGGGGAUCAGCACCAUUCCAGUGGGCUACAGAUAUUUACCAUAUACUUUACAGAGUGUCACAAUAUACUGAUAUGUUCCAUAUGUCUUUGAUCACAGCAGACGCACUACAAGGGUUUGAGUCUUUUGUAUCAUUUUUUUUUCACUCACUGUCUUAACUAUUGCAUAUUUAUUUUUGUUUUAUAUAUUUAUUAGAGUUUCUAUAUUGUAAGGUCAUCCAUUUGUCAGGAGCACAUGAUUCUUUGUAUAAGAAAUGUAGUUUUCAUACUUAAAAGUCCCAUCUCUGCUUUUUUCGAACGAUCUUUCUUAGGAACAACUCUUUGCAGAUGACAUUAUGAAAUGUACUGUAUUGUGUUAUUUGAUUUCUAUUUUUUUUUUUUAAUAUAAAAUAGCCAAAGACUAGGCCCGCAAUUUCAAAUGGAAAUUGGUCUAGAUUCUUCCACUGCCUUGUUGUGAUAAAAUAGGACCAAUUCACAAUUUCGAAAAAAAGUAUAUAUAUUAUAUUUGUCCACAUCUCUCUGAUUCCAUUAAUGCCUUUCCCUGAAAAAAAAAGGAUGUUUUUUACGUCCUGUUUUUAUAACUGAACGACACUUGCAUUUGAGCCAGCAGGGUUGAGUGAACUUUUUUAAAACCAACGAACAGCACAGAGGUGUCGUAAUUCCUAUUUGCAGAAAACCCUACCCACUGUUCGGCAAACACACAGUGACAUCAAUUUACAAAAGACAUUAUUACAUUAUUAAUCUUUAAUUCAUUUGAUUCAAUUAGUCUACAAGAGUUUCACUGAAGGUUAAACAGACUGGCUCAUAAGGGUUCUCAUGAAUUGGAUAGGACGUUCUCGCACAUUAUGUAUUUCUGAAUGUAUCGGGGCUACAGUUUAUGCUGACACGCUAGAAAUCCCACUCAGUCAUGUGCAGCAGAAACCACCGUUGUCCGAUGGUUCUGCUAUAUUACUGAUCUGCGGAGACAUGGCCAAAGGUUUCAGCUCACGGUGCAGUGGUUCCCAACAUAAUGAUCUGGACCCUCCCACCACCAGCCCACCCCAACCCCAGGGGUCCCAAGGUUAAUGUGAAGGCACAGAUGGAUGCAAUAGAAAAACAAUUGGUGUCUUAAGCAGAACAUUUUUCUCAGAUCUUUUGCCGUUUGUUGUUUGAAAUACUUGUUUAAAAAAAUCCUUCAAAUUCACCCAUAUUUGUAGAAAGAAAAAAUCUCUUCUUGGUGGAACAGCUGUCUUGAAUGUCCACACGUGGACUCCGAGCUUUUUGGUCAAGACAAAAACAAACCUGCUUUUCAGCAAACCCAUUUUCAACUUAAUAAAAGAAGCCAAAGUUCUCAUAUGUGCCAUUUAAGAGAUUUGAAGAAAUAUUUAAAUUAGGAAUAAUUUAAGGGUGCAAGAUAUUAUCGGGGCGGAUGGAGGGAGAAAUAUGUUUCUAUGUCAGUGUGUACUGGGGAAAAAAGAUUGCGGGUUUUAACACAACAAAUCUUAUGUCACCUGAAAGGUCGUCAUCACAGCUCAGCUGUAUAGAAGAAACACAAAGCAGCUGAAACAGCAGAAACGGACCAUAGAUUUCUCCAUUCAACAGGAAUCUGAAAUCUGCAAGAGGUUUACUAGAGCCGGUGGAAAGGCUAAAGCAGUCCACGGCAAAAUCGGUUAUAUCAUCUAUCUAUCCAUCAAUCCAAAGUCCCUAUCUGUUAUCAGUAUCACCCAUGAGAAGCAGGGAAUUAUCGGUGUUGUGCAUCAGUUGAAAAACUCCCCAUCGUGCAUCCCUACAUAAUUACUUAUUAAUCAUUAGAAUUGAGCAAGACUGUAAUCAGCUACUCAGUUACAACUUUGUGCUCUUAAUAGUUUUCCACCGAGACAUAAACCAUUUGAUACGUUGCGUUUCAAGGAUCCGCUGAAGUCCACGCUCUACAACCUGUGGUGAGCCUGUGUAAUAUGAAGGGGCCGCAGAGGAAUGAGGUUGGGAGCCACUGUCACACAGAGAAGAAUAGUGCAAUCAGCACCACCCCCCCUCGGUGAUAAGCAGCAAAGGGUUUCUGCUGGAUAUGUUCCAAGUGGAUAGCAGUGUGUCAGAAGAGCUUUAACCACUCAAACACAGGAUUUCACCUUCUGCUUUGAAACGUAGAUCCUGAGUUUAUUUUAUUUUUCAUGACCAUUUUUAGUUCUGCAUAGAAAGGGAAUAGGGGUUUAGAAUAAUGGAGGAAACGUCUCAUCAGCCGCUCUGUACGCACAAAUGUUGCCACCCAUGUGCAUUUUUAUUAACAGAAACAAAACAGGCCCUACAGCCUGGUCUUCACUAAAGCACUUUUGUAGACGCACAUGCUCAGAAAGCUUGUUUGUAUCUGUGGUUGUUUUGUACUUAGUCUGCAGGAGUCACCUGACCCCUGAUGAUUUCCUCACUGCUUCAGUCUCUGGCUCGUUUCAGAGAAGUUUGCUUCCCUCCUUGUUUUGUUGCAUGUACACCAGAGGGCAUUACACCAGAGAGGAAGGUUUGGUUUUUUUUAAAUGAAAGACAAAGACUUGUGAGUUGUCCACUGCAGGCGAGAGAAUCUAAUAUGCUGAUAUGGUACUGUGAUGAAGGAGGUGUUCCACAUCUGCAACCGUCGACACCACUGAACACUGUGAGCCAAGGCAAUGGUUUGUCCCAUUAAAGAAUAAUGCUUA
Pleuronectes platessa (European plaice) is the source of this 6838-nucleotide messenger RNA. RefSeq names its product phosphodiesterase 5A, cGMP-specific, b (gene pde5ab). Gene Ontology annotation, biological process: signal transduction. Gene Ontology annotation, molecular function: protein binding; 3',5'-cyclic-GMP phosphodiesterase activity. Lineage: Eukaryota; Metazoa; Chordata; Actinopteri; Pleuronectiformes; Pleuronectidae. The coding region runs from base 210 to 2870 and encodes 886 amino acids. The record is from RefSeq and is a predicted model, not a curated record. The transcript has 22 exons.